Messenger RNA from Dimorphilus gyrociliatus, 1321 nucleotides. Lineage: Eukaryota; Metazoa; Annelida; Polychaeta; Dinophilidae. The record is from the annotation of a GenBank genome assembly.
AAUAUUGAUCAAUACUGUAGUACUUUCGAUAGUAAAAUCUAGCAUAUUUUCCAGGAUUUUCUUUUUAAUUACAAAAUUUUUCGAAAAGCCAUUUAUUAUGAAUUUAUGGCCUUAAUUAAUAUAAAUUGAUUCUUUAAUAAAUAUAUCAUUGACAUAUUUCGAAUUGAGAAGCAUAGGUGAAAUCAUCUAAAAUGAGAUAAUUUAUAAAAUGAAUAAAUCAAGAACUGCACAAAUCGAAGGGUGGAAAGCAGCUGGAGCUGCUUGGAGGGAAGCCUUAUUAGUUACAACGCGUUCAAGACAUGUCAAUUUAACAAAGUCCAUAUCUCAGGCUGAGGAUAAAAAUCUCGAUGAAGAAGAAAGGAACGCUGGAAUUUCAAAUAUUGUUCAUAACAAAAUCUUACGUCAAGAAGCAAGAGAGCACUGCAAAUUGGGUAAAACAAAAUCGUUAAAUGUGCCCAAUAAUCAGAGUGAAGAAGCCAAACCCACCGAAGACUCCGGAAGGAAGUCACCAAGAUUUCGAAACCGAUUGCAUACAGAUGAAAUGGAAGACUCGAAAAAAAUUGCAGUAAAAUUGAGAAAGAAUCGGCUAUUGAAAUCAUCAUCAAGAGAAAUACAUAGCUCAAGUAGUGAAGAAGAGAUUGAGGAAACUGAUAAGAUUCGUAAAAAAGCCUAUAGCAUACCUCAAUCAUCAAAACAUCUUUUUCUUACUAAAGCCUAUGGUAGCUUGGGAUCAAAACCGAAAAACACGAGUGCCUUUAAAACGGUCUCUCGAAUUCCUUCAACUUCGUCUUCAUCCUCGAACGAUCGACUUCGUUUACCCAAUAAACAAAAACUAGAACGUAAAACUUCAACUAAUUCGAAUUGUAGCGGAUGUGAAUGUAAGCCAAAUGAAGACAAAACAUGCAACAUUUGCUUAGAAAGAAUGAGAAGACUUAGCGAAAGCGAAUCAGUAAAUGAUUCACUUCUGAAUAUGGCUGAUAUAUCCACUUGCUCUCAAGACGAAAGUUUUGCGUCCUUUUCUGAGACAGACGCUCAUCGUAUUGCCAGAUUAGAAGAAGCUGGAAUUGUUUUCGAAAGACCUCAAAAGGAUUUAGAGGAAUCAUCUGAUUCUCAGGAAAAUCUAGAACCGGAUGAUCACCUAAAGAUUAUUCCACCAGAACAGCCUUUGGAUGUUUAUGCAUCCUCUGGGAGUGAAGAGGGUCAAGAGGCAGAUGAUGAAUUUGAAUGUGACUGUGGUGCGUGUCGCCUACACGAAAGUUGUGACAUUGUUCCUCCCGAUGAAGUACCAGAUGUUGAGGAUGAAGAACCGAACGAUACGUAA